UUUAUCCAACGUUGUCAUUGAUUUUUCCACCUAUCAUCAUCUCUGUCAGAUUUAUGAAAAGCAUGGAAAAGAGAAACCAAACAACUUUUCCAGGAUUCCUUCUUCUGGGACUGACAGAAGACCCAAAACUGCAGCCUGUCUUGGUCAGCCUGUUCUUUUCUAUGUAUCUGGUCACCAUCCUGGGAAACCUUCUUAUAAUCUUGAUUUCCAUCUCUGAUGCACAUCUUCACACCCCUAUGUACUUAUUUCUCUCCAAUUUGUCCUUAAAUGACAUCUGUCUAAGUACAAGCACAAUCCCAAAGAUGCUGGUGAACAUACAAGAAAAUAAUCAAAGCAUCACAAACAAAGGCUGCCUCACUCAAAUGAGCUUUGUUUUAAUUUUUGGUGGCAUGGAAAACUGUCUCCUUGCAGUAAUGGCUUAUGACCGCUAUAUUGCUAUUUGUCACCCCCUAAGGUACACAGUCAUCAUGGAACCCUGUUUUUGUGUCCUGCUGAUUCUACUGUCCCUGCUCAUUAGUGUUGUUGAUUCUUUGAUGCACAGCCUUAUGGUGCUCCGUCUAUCAUUCUGUACACACUUGGAAAUACCAAAUUUCUUCUGUGAACUUUCCCAGAUCCUCAAGUUGGCCUGUUCUGAUACUCUCAUUGAUAACAUAUUGAUCUAUCUUUCCUUAUGUAUAUUUACUGGUAUUCCUAUCUCUGGAAUAGUUUUUUCUUAUGUUCACAUAAUAUCUUCUAUUUUGAGAAUGUCAUCAUUAGAAGGAAAGCACAAAGCCUUUACAACCUGUGGGUCUCACUUGUCAGUUGUAUCCUUGUUCUAUGGGACAGGUUUUGGGGUAUAUAUUACAUCUAUUAUUAUGGAUUCAUCCAGGAAUACUGCAGUGGCAUCAGUGAUGUAUUGUGUUGUACCUCAGAUGCUGAACCCUUUUAUCUAUAGUCUGAGGAACAGGGACAUGAAAGAAGCUUUGAGGAAACUCUUCUGUCGUAUGGCUUCUUUUCUAUGAUAUUUUGUUUAUUGGGACAUCAAUUUCUAGAGUAAGUACACUGAUAGUUUUUCUUUUACUGAGCUAGAAUAUACACUCUUUUCAUAUGCUGUGCUUCUUGUAGAAUCAAUGUUCUAUAAUUGUAUCAAAACCUCAAAAUUAUUUCAUUUUCUGUAACUAUAUAACACACUUCUAGGUUUUUAGACAUAGUUUAUAUUUGCAAAUUCCAACAAACCAUUUUGAACCACAUAUUUUUGUUUUAGAAAAUAUUGUGGCAGUGCAGUCUUAACAUUGGAGGUAUAAGAAAUGAACUAGUUAGAAAAAUACUGAAGC
Molecule: messenger RNA, 1313 nt
Organism: Mus caroli (Ryukyu mouse)
Lineage: Eukaryota; Metazoa; Chordata; Mammalia; Rodentia; Muridae
Product: olfactory receptor 7G2-like
Biological process (GO): G protein-coupled receptor signaling pathway
Cellular component (GO): membrane
Molecular function (GO): olfactory receptor activity; G protein-coupled receptor activity
Source: RefSeq, a predicted model, not a curated record